Hypoxylon fragiforme is the source of this 1587-nucleotide messenger RNA. RefSeq names its product cytochrome P450. The coding region runs from base 1 to 1587 and encodes 528 amino acids. The record is from RefSeq and is a predicted model, not a curated record. Gene Ontology annotation, molecular function: oxidoreductase activity, acting on paired donors, with incorporation or reduction of molecular oxygen; monooxygenase activity; heme binding. Lineage: Eukaryota; Fungi; Ascomycota; Sordariomycetes; Xylariales; Hypoxylaceae. The transcript has 5 exons.
AUGGCUGAGACAUUUUCUCAUCUGGCAUAUCUUGUGUCUGGUGUAUCCGCACUGGGACUGAUCUAUGCUGUUGGACUUGCUGUCUACCGAGUGUUCUUCCACCCGCUGGCCAAGUACCCUGGCCCUUUGCUGGCCAAGAUCACCGACGCCUACCAACUAUAUCAUGCCUGGAAAGGGGAUCGCCACCUGGAAUUCUGGCGGCUACACGAGAAAUAUGGCAAGGUAGUAAGAUUCGGCCCAAACAGCGUCUCCUUCAACUCGAAUGCGGCUUUGAAAGACAUAUAUGGCUUCAAGUCCAACGUGCGCAAAGCCGAGUUCUACGAUGCAUUCGUCCACCCGGCACCGAACACGCACAACACGCGAGACAAGACCAUGCACGCUCGAAAGAGGAGAGUGUUAUCGCAGGCGUUCUCUGAUAGUGCGAUCAAGGAGAUGGAGAAGUAUAUUCUAGCCAACGUGCGAUCAUUCUGCGAGCAGAUCGGGCUCGGUGCCAGCGAAGAACAGAAGGGAUGGACUGUACCUAAGAACAUGGCCGAUUGGUGCAACUACCUCGCUAUGGAUAUUCUCGGCGACCUGUGCUUCGGCAAAGCAUUCCAUAUGCUAGAACGACCAGAUAACCGAUAUGCGCUUGACUUGGUGUCGAUGGCUACUACUAGGCACUCUAUUUGCGGAACUAUGCCGCUCGUGGGCAAGCUCCAUCUCGACAAAGUUCUGUUCCAUAAGAUCGCGACCGGCCGAGAAAAGUACAUGGCGUACAGCAAAGCCCAGUUGACGGAACGUACAAAGCUAGGCGACGACACCGAUCGCCGUGACUUCUUUUACCAUCUGCUCAAGGCGCGAGACCCCGAAACUGGAAUGGGAUUCGCAACGCCUGAGUUGUGGGGGGAAUCAAACUUACUCAUCAUCGCGGGAAGCGACACGACAUCGACGGCAAUGGCGGCAACAUUAUUCUACAUCGUGCGCAACGCAGCCGCGCUGCAAAAGGCAACCGAAGAGGUGCGCGCCAGAUUCAGCAACGCCGAGGAGAUCUGCCAGGGCCAAGCGCUCAACUCGUGCGCUUAUCUCCGCGCCUGCAUCGACGAGGCCAUGCGCAUGUCACCCUCCGUCGGCGGCAUUCUCCCGCGCGAGGUUCUGAAGGGCGGCAUCACGAUCGACGGCGAGCCCCUCCCCGAGGGCACAGUCGUCGGCACCCCGCACUACACCGUCCAGCACAACCCCGCCUACUACCCGCGCCCCUUCUCGUACAUCCCCGAGCGCUGGGUUGUUGGCGCGCGCAAGACUUUCAGCGCCGGUGGCGGCGAGGACGUCGUGACGGAGCAGGACGUGGCGCUCGCGCAGAGCGCCUUCUGUCCCUUCUCGGUGGGGCCUAGAGGAUGCAUUGGAAAAGGCCUGGCGUAUGUGGAGAUGAUGACGACGUUGGCGAGAGUCCUGUUCAUGUAUGACCUGCGCAAGGCGGCGGGCUUCGACCCUGCGGAGGGGAGCCCGGAUCUGGAGUGGGGACGGCAGCGCGUGGAUGAGUUCCAGCUGAUUGAUCAGUUCACGAGCAUGAAGGAUGGCCCGAUGGUUGAGUUUAGGAAAAGGGCUUGA